AUGAUGGCCUCCAAUAUUUUACAGUUAAUCUGUGUACUCGUUGUCGUUGUACCAGUUGCAUGUGACACGGAAAUUUCUUCAGAAACCUUCUCUGCUCUCCAGGAACAAGUACAGACACUACAGGCAGUCUUCCAGAAGCAGCAAGAACAGAUACACCAACAGGGGGAAACAAUCAUCCAUCUCGAACAACGUAUUCAGGUAGUUGAAGAGGAAAACCAGGUGCUGAAAGAACGCCUCGAAACGGGUAUUCAAGAAAGUAAAAAGGACAAUCUGGAGCAAAAAGGUCAAAGCAAAUUCCGAAAGACAAGUCUGCAGAAAAGAGUUUCAGGCUAUGGAUUAGCACCUCAUAGCAUUGGAUUCUCCGCUUCAUUGUCCACAACCACCGCCCUUGGUGAUAACCAAAUUGUACGGUUCGACAAAAUUAUUUCCAACGAUGGCAAUGGCUACGACUCCAGAUAUGGUCGUUUCACCGCUCCAAUUACUGGCCUUUACGCUUUCUCCGUAACCAUUAUGUGUUCUGGAAGCGAGUCAUAUCUACACAUCAACAUUGUAAAGGAUGGUCAGGUGAUAGGCGUGGGCUUCGCAAACGGCAAUCAUUUUGAUAACGGAAGCAAGCUUGUUGUUGCGCAGCUUCAGGCCGGACAGAUGGUUUGGGUGCAACACGCGGUUGACCCGUCUGGAUACAAGAUAAAUGGCGACGGAUACAGUUCCUUCUCCGGGUUCCUCGUACAGGCUUAUUAA
Molecule: messenger RNA, 741 nt
Organism: Ylistrum balloti
Lineage: Eukaryota; Metazoa; Mollusca; Bivalvia; Pectinida; Pectinidae
Product: otolin-1-like
Exons: 5
Coding region: 1-741 (246 amino acids)
Molecular function (GO): protein binding
Source: RefSeq, a predicted model, not a curated record